This is a messenger RNA of Artibeus jamaicensis (Jamaican fruit-eating bat), 2357 nucleotides long. RefSeq names its product phosphoglucomutase 1 (gene PGM1). Gene Ontology annotation, biological process: carbohydrate metabolic process. Gene Ontology annotation, cellular component: cytosol. The record is from RefSeq and is a predicted model, not a curated record. The transcript has 11 exons. Gene Ontology annotation, molecular function: phosphoglucomutase activity; magnesium ion binding. Bases 108 to 1796 code for a protein of 562 amino acids. Lineage: Eukaryota; Metazoa; Chordata; Mammalia; Chiroptera; Phyllostomidae.
UUGCCCCGACCCCGCCUGCAUCGUCACCCCAGAACAGCUGCCGCCAGAGCUCCGGCCGCCCCUCGGUGAGCAGAGUCCGCUCCGGCUCCAGGAAGCAAGUCGCCAACAUGGUGAAGAUCGUGACAGUUAAGACCAAAGCGUACCCGGACCAGAAACCGGGCACUAGCGGGCUGCGGAAGCGGGUGAAGGUGUUCCAGAGCAGCGCCAACUACGCGGAGAAUUUCAUCCAGAGUAUCAUCUCCACGGUGGAGCCAGCGCAGCGGCAGGAGGCCACCCUGGUGGUGGGCGGGGACGGCAGGUUCUACAUGAAGGAGGCCAUUCAGCUCAUCGCCCGCAUCGCCGCCGCCAAUGGGAUUGGCCGCUUGGUUAUUGGACAGAAUGGCAUCCUCUCCACCCCUGCUGUGUCCUGCAUCAUUAGAAAGAUCAAAGCCAUUGGUGGAAUCAUUCUGACAGCCAGCCACAACCCUGGAGGGCCCAAUGGAGAUUUUGGAAUCAAAUUCAAUAUUUCCAAUGGAGGUCCUGCUCCUGAAGCAGUAACUGAUAAGAUUUUCCAAAUCAGCAAGACAAUCGAAGAGUAUGCAAUUUGCCCUGACCUCAAAGUAGACCUUGGAGUUCUGGGAAAGCAACAAUUUGACCUGGAAAACAAGUUUAAACCCUUCACAGUGGAAAUUGUGGAUUCGGUGGAAGCUUAUGCUACGAUGCUGAGAAACAUCUUCGACUUCAGUGCCCUGAAAGAACUGCUCUCUGGUCCAAACCGACUAAAGAUCCGCAUCGAUGCCAUGCAUGGAGUCGUGGGACCCUACGUAAAGAAGAUCCUCUGCGAAGAGCUAGGCGCACCUGCAAACUCGGCAGUCAACUGCGUUCCCCUGGAGGACUUCGGAGGCCACCAUCCUGACCCCAACCUCACCUACGCAGCGGACCUGGUGGAGACUAUGAAGACGGGAGAGCAUGAUUUCGGGGCUGCCUUUGACGGAGAUGGGGAUCGAAACAUGAUUCUGGGCAAGCACGGGUUCUUUGUGAACCCCUCGGACUCCGUGGCCGUCAUUGCUGCCAACAUCGUCAGCAUUCCGUAUUUCCGGCAGACCGGGGUCCGCGGCUUUGCCCGCAGCAUGCCGAGCAGCGGAGCCCUGGACAGGGUGGCUAAUGCUACAAAGAUCGCUUUGUAUGAGACCCCCACUGGUUGGAAGUUUUUUGGGAAUUUGAUGGACGCAGGCAAACUGUCCCUUUGUGGGGAGGAGAGCUUCGGCACCGGUUCUGACCACAUCCGUGAGAAAGAUGGACUCUGGGCCGUCCUCGCAUGGCUCUCCAUUCUAGCCACUCGUAAACAGAGUGUGGAGGACAUUCUCAAAGAGCACUGGCGGAAGUAUGGCCGGAAUUUCUUCACUAGGUAUGAUUAUGAGGAGGUGGAGGCCGAGGGCGCAAACAAAAUGAUGAAAGACUUGGAAACCCUGAUAUCCGACCGCUCCUUCGCAGGGAAGCAGUUCUCGGUGGGUGACAAAGUUUACACCGUGGAGAAAGUCGAUAACUUUGAAUACAGUGAUCCAGUGGAUGGAAGCAUUUCAAGAAAUCAGGGCAUUCGGCUCAUGUUUGCAGAUGGUUCCCGCAUCAUCUUUCGACUGAGUGGCACUGGGAGCGCGGGGGCCACCAUUCGACUGUAUAUCGACAGCUAUGAGAAGGACGUUGCCAAGAUCUACCAGGAUCCCCAGGUCAUGUUGGGCCCCCUUGUUUCCAUUGCUCUGAAGGUCUCCCAACUCCAGGAAAGGACAGGACGCUCCGCACCCACUGUCAUCACCUAAGAAGACGGGCCGGGGGCGGUGCGUCUCUCCACCCGGGGACCCCCAGUCAUCUGAUUGAAGAGCAUGGUUAGAAUAAUGUGUACUCACCCAGGCUUUUUAGGAUUUGGCUUUUCCAUUAACUAGUUUUUGAUGAAUGGUACGUUUGCAAAGCGCUGCCAAUUGAGAUGCCCUUGGGAGCCACGUGGGAAAGAGGGGAAAAGGACCCAGGGGCUUAUGCUAGUGUCAAUCCCUUUUCAUGCUGCUGUGUGGGGGUUUGUCUCCUCAGUGCCAAGUUCUGUUUACACUACAAUGUAACAAAGAGGUUGAGCAUCAGCUAACGAGGCCACUUUUCAUCCUUAGGAUGGGCCAGUGAAAUGACAGUGCACCUUUCUUUCUCCUUGGUGACCCUUUCCCCCCAUUUACUGUUUACAUGGAACCCAGCGAAUACAAUUUCUGGUGCCUUCUCUCCAAUCAGCUCUUUCGUCAGAGUGAGAUGUACCUGUCUACAGAUUUCUGCCUUGUUUUGCAGCGUAGUCCCAUUCACACAAAUACUUCGGGUUAUUAAAGCAAAAUAAGCCACUC